This is a messenger RNA of Aureobasidium pullulans EXF-150, 606 nucleotides long. RefSeq lists its product as uncharacterized. Bases 1 to 606 code for a protein of 201 amino acids. The transcript has a single exon. NCBI's taxonomy places the organism in Eukaryota, Fungi, Ascomycota, Dothideomycetes, Dothideales, Saccotheciaceae. The record is from RefSeq and is a predicted model, not a curated record.
AUGUCUUCAAACAUUGCUCGGCUGCUCUUGGCUUUCUUCUUGGCCACGAUAACACUGGCCUUGCCUACCCCGAGCACAACUUCAAAGCAGAACAGCGUACCUCUGAAUGGACUUCCAGACCCCGGUGCUCUGUCACUCAAGUACAUCACCCUCGGCGUGGGCACACAGAAUUACAGCUGCAGUGCUGCUGGUGCCAUUCCCACUUCCAUCGGUGCAGUCGCAGAUCUCUAUGAUGCCAGCAUGCUCAUGUCACCCUCAAAAUUAUCUCUGAUCCCGUCUUUCGCCGCCGUGGCAUAUAGCACACAUACUUGGUUCGACUUGCCGACUCUGGGUCACCAUUGGUUCAGUGCCGCAGGUGUGCCAACAUUCGACCUCGAGGGCAAGGGUUUCCUGAGUGCCAAGAAGGUUUCCGGUGUACCUGCACCAUCAGGUUGCAUUGCUUCAAGUAUCGACUGGUUGUUCUUGGAAGAUGAUGGCAGAGGUGUCAGCAGAAACGUGCAAGCGGUCUACAGAGUUGAGACUGCUGGUGGCAACCCACCGGCUACUUGCAGUAAAGCUGGAGUGGUCAAAGUGCCGUACGCGGCUGAGUACUGGUUCUACGGUUGA